Molecule: messenger RNA, 604 nt
Organism: Cucurbita moschata (crookneck pumpkin)
Lineage: Eukaryota; Viridiplantae; Streptophyta; Magnoliopsida; Cucurbitales; Cucurbitaceae
Exons: 1
Coding region: 221-442 (73 amino acids)
Source: RefSeq, a predicted model, not a curated record
CGGGUCAUUUACCGGAUCAUCAGAAACCGGCCGCUGUUUUUGUCGUCUAUAAAUAAUCUGAAAAAAAUGCCGAAGCUUCAGCAAAAUCAAAAUCAAAAUCAAUCAGCUCUCUAGAAACAGGGAAAGCGAGACGCCGAGAAGAAAAGAAGGCGACGAUUCAUCAUUUCAAUUGCUUUUGCAGAUUGAUUAGAGCAAUUAGAGCCCUAAUUUGACGCCGGAGAUGAUGCUCGUGUCGGUACUAGCGGAGAUUCUGGAGGAGUACACGGUGUUGCUUACGGAGGUGCUCCGGCAGCUCUUCCAUUCCGCGCCAUUUCCUCGCCGAGUCCGAUUUCUCAUCCUUCACAAUCUUCCUUUCGCCAACAACUCCUCCUCCUCCUCCUCCUCCUCCUCCUCCUCCUCUGCCCUAAUUCACUCCAAUCGACCUAGCGGCGCAGUUGCUUAGGCGAUUUUUGUAAUUAUCUUCUCACACUUGUAUUGUAUGUUAAAUCAUAGCACGAUUUUCUUCACUUCUUCUUCUUCUUCUGGUUAGAUCUGUGCAUAUGCUUCGUUUAUCGAUCUCUGGAUUGUUCUUCGAACGUGAGAUUUUGCCGAUUUCGUUCUUUUU